ACCUCUCCUGCGACUCGAGCACACGACACGACACAUACACGCAACAUGCUGUCCGCGAUCCGAACCGCAGUACGCCCGACGACGCUCCUCGCGCGCAACGUCGCGUCCAUGGGCAUGCGCUCGAAGCACACCCUGCCCGACCUGCCGUAUGCCUACAACGCCCUCGAACCCUACAUCUGCGAGGAGAUCAUGAAGCUGCAUCACAGCAAGCACCACCAGACGUACGUCAACGGGCUGAACGCUGCUGAGGAGGCCUACGCCUCGGCGUCCACGCCCAAGGAGCGCAUUGCCCUGCAACCCGCGCUCAAGUUCAACGGAGGCGGACACAUCAACCACACCCUCUUCUGGAAGAACCUCGCGCCCGCUUCCGCAGAGGGCGGCAAGCUCGCGGAUGGCCCGCUGAAGCAAGCCAUCGAGCGCGACUUUGGCUCUGUCGAGGCGAUGAAGAAGGAGCUGAACACGAAGACGGCCGCGAUCCAGGGUUCGGGCUGGGGCUGGCUCGGGUACAACAAGUCGACGGGCAAGCUCGAGGUGGUGACGACCGCAAACCAGGACCCGCUGAUCUCGCACGUCCCGCUGAUCGGGAUCGACAUCUGGGAGCACGCGUUCUACCUCCAGUACAAGAACGUCAAGCCCGACUACCUCAACGCGAUCUGGAACGUGAUCAACUUCAAGGAGGCGGAGGCGCGCUUCUUGGAGGCGCAAUCUUAGAUGGCCCGAGCGCAUAAGUACGCCCGGUCUUGAUGAACAUUGCUGUAUUUGUAUAGUGGACGAACACAGAACUGCUUCUUCUACAG
Punctularia strigosozonata HHB-11173 SS5 is the source of this 797-nucleotide messenger RNA. RefSeq names its product manganese superoxide dismutase. Gene Ontology annotation, cellular component: mitochondrion. Gene Ontology annotation, molecular function: metal ion binding; superoxide dismutase activity. The coding region runs from base 46 to 711 and encodes 221 amino acids. Gene Ontology annotation, biological process: superoxide metabolic process. The record is from RefSeq and is a predicted model, not a curated record. The transcript is spliced from 5 exons. Lineage: Eukaryota; Fungi; Basidiomycota; Agaricomycetes; Corticiales; Punctulariaceae.